Messenger RNA from Poeciliopsis prolifica (blackstripe livebearer), 4118 nucleotides. It is a transcript of the gene lig4, whose product is annotated as ligase IV, DNA, ATP-dependent. Bases 570 to 3302 code for a protein of 910 amino acids. Gene Ontology annotation, biological process: immunoglobulin V(D)J recombination; DNA biosynthetic process; double-strand break repair via nonhomologous end joining. Gene Ontology annotation, cellular component: DNA-dependent protein kinase-DNA ligase 4 complex; DNA ligase IV complex. Gene Ontology annotation, molecular function: DNA binding; ATP binding; DNA ligase (ATP) activity. The record is from RefSeq and is a predicted model, not a curated record. Lineage: Eukaryota; Metazoa; Chordata; Actinopteri; Cyprinodontiformes; Poeciliidae. The transcript has 3 exons.
GAGCAGCAUUUGGGUGAGCACAGUGAUGCAUCAUCGCCCAGCAGGGGGGACAGGAAGUGUUUACGCCUGUCUCUGCACCAACAGUUGGUGUGAGUGAGAAGCCUGACGCGCUGCCUGAUCAUCAUCAACACUCCCUCUUUUUCCUCUGUUCUUCCAUGGUGAUCUCCCUCAGUCCUGGAUCAGCUCACUACAAACAUCCUCCUCCUCCUCUUCGCUCUCAGCGAGCUGAUGCAUGCCACGGAAGCAGUGACGUCACUUGUUUACUGUCUUGUAGGUCGCCCCGGAGUUGCAGUGCAGCACCUUAUCCAGCAGGGCUUAUGUAACUUCCCCCCCUGCCUUCUGCAUGACUGGCACUUUGCUGUUUUUAUUCUCCAUCUCUUCUUCUUCUCCCUCAUGUGCAGGUGCGUGCCCUGACACGGCAGCCAUGUCUAGCAGCCUGGCGUGAUUUCACUUCCACUGGACUGUUUGUCUGGUCAAAGCGCAGCGAGUUCCCUGCUGUAGCGGGUAACGAAGCUCCACGGUUCUCCACUGCAGCAGCAGCAGGAGGAAAGUAAACAACCGUGGACUUAAUGAUGGAGGGAACUUCCAAAAGCGGAGCGGCUGCUGCAGAACCCAGUGUGGCUGCUCAGGUUCCUUUCCUUCACUUGUGCACAACUUUAGAGAAAAUCCAGAAGUCCAAACUGCGUCCAGAUAAAUCCAAGAUCCUUGGGGAUUUCAUUGAAUCAUGGCGGAAAUUUCAUGCCGCGCUCCACAAGGACAAUCUGAAAACUACAGACUCCUUCUACCCUGCUAUGCGCCUCAUCGUCCCGCCUUUUGAGCGAGAGCGAAUGGCCUAUGGCAUCAAAGAGAGCAUGCUAGCUAAGCUCUACAUUGAUGUUUUAGGCCUCCCAAAGAAUGGCCCAGAAGCCAGUAAGCUGCUGAACUAUCGUGCUCCGACUACAUCCCAAGGAGAAGCAGGGGAUUUCGCCGGCAUGGCGUACUUUGUGCUGAAGAAGCGAUGUGCCAGCCAAGGAAACCUCAGCAUCAAAGAGGUUAAUGACUUUCUCGACUCAGUGGCCAUCAACAAUGCCAGCAAGCAGAAGGAUCAGGUGAAAAAGAGCCUGUUGCAUCUCAUCACUCAGAGCUCUGCUCUGGAGCAAAAGUGGCUUAUUAGGAUGAUUCUGAAGGACAUGAAGCUUGGAGUCAGCAAGGAAACUGUUCUCCAGGUCUUUCACCCGGAUGCCGCGGAGCUCUAUAAUGUCAACACGGACUUAAAGAAGGUGUGCCAGCAACUGCACAACCCCUCUGUGUCUUUAAGUGAAGUCUCGAUUGAACUGUUCUCUGCCUUCAAGCCAAUGUUGGCAGCGGUGGCCAACAUCCGCAACAUCGAGAAGCAGAUGGGAAACAGCCCCUUUUACCUUGAGACGAAGCUGGAUGGGGAGCGUAUUCAGCUUCACAAGGAUGGAGACGUGUACAAGUACUUCAGCCGGAACGCAUUUGAAUACACGCAGCAGUUCGGAGGAUCACCGCUUGAGGGAUCGCUCACUCCUUACAUCCACAACGUGUUCAAAAGCAACGUCGUGAACUGCAUCCUGGACGGCGAGAUGAUGGCGUUCAACCCGACGGCGGGGACCUUCAUGCAGAAAGGGAGCAAAUUUGACAUUAAGAGACUGAUGGACGACUCUGAGCUGCAGACGUGCUUCUGCGUCUUUGACGUGUUGCUGGUUAAUAACCAAAAACUGGGCAAAGAACCCCUGAAGAAGCGAUACGAGGUUCUCCAGACGGUCUUCACCCCCGUCAAGGGUCGGAUACAUGUGGUGCCAAAGACAGAAGUCGGAACAAUGCAAGAUGUUGUUAGUGCUCUUAAUGAUGCCAUUGACAACAGGGAAGAAGGGAUUAUGGUGAAGGACCCUUUGUCCAUCUACAAACCCGAUAAACGUGGGGAGGGUUGGCUGAAAAUAAAGCCAGAAUAUGUGGACGGCUUGAUGGAUGAGCUGGACCUACUGAUUGUUGGUGGUUACUGGGGAAAAGGAAGACGGGGUGGGAUGAUGUCCCACUUUCUAUGUGCUAUUGCAGAAGCGCCAAAGCCUGGUGAGAAGCCGUCGGUUUUCCACUCCUUUUGCCGAAUUGGCUCGGGUUACACCAUGAAAGAGUUGUAUGACCUUGGGUUGAAGCUUGCGAAGCAUUGGAAAGUCUACCGGAAAAACGACCCGCCGCAGUCCAUCCUCUGUGGAGUGGAGAAACCGGAAGUGUACAUCGAACCCUGCAACUCGGUCAUCAUCCAGGUCAAAGCGGCUGAGAUAGUCGGAAGCGACAUGUACAAGACCAGCUGCACCCUGCGGUUCCCCAGGAUCGAAAAGAUCCGCGAGGACAAAGAGUGGCACCAGUGCAUGACUCUGGCAGAGCUGGAUCAAUUCCGCAGCAAGGCGUCAGGGAAACUGGCCUCGCGGCACCUUCACAUCGACAGCGACGAGCCACAGAAGAAGAAGCGGAAGCUGCCUGUCAAACCCAAGAAGGUGGUUGGCGUCAUUGACCACUUCAAGCCCCAGGAUCUGUCCGGAGUUUCCAAAGAGAUGGACAUGUUUGAAGAUGUGGAGUUCUGCAUCCUGAACGGCACUGAAAGUCACCCAAAGUCGGAGCUGGAGAAGGGCGUGGCCAGGUGUGGCGGCAUUGUGGUCCAGAACCCGGGACGGGACACUUACUGCGUGGUUGCCGGCAUGGAGAACAUGCGCGUGAAGAACCUGAUUUCCUCCAAUCAGCACGACGUGGUCUGGGCGUCAUGGCUGCUGGAGUGCCUGGAUCAGAAGGAAGUGGUGCCAUGGCAACCGCGCCACAUGAUCCACAUGUCGCCCUCGACCAGGGAACACUUCGCCAAGGAGUACGACAGCUAUGGCGACAGCUACUUUGUCAAUACGGACGAGCAGCAGCUGAGGGAAGUGUUCAGCAGGAUCGACGGCGAGCAGGCGGCGGCGGCGGCGUCCGUCAGCGCGGCGCAGUUGGAGGAGCGUUACGGCUGGGAUGACCUUCCCACCAGCAUGUUCAGACCCUUCACCUUUUACUUUGACAUCUUGGAUCCGAAAAGCACAACAGGUGCCACCUGUCUGGACAUUAGGGCGCUGGAGGUUCGAUACCACGGAGGGAUGGUGAUGAAGACGUUGGAGGAAGGAGUUUCUCACGUCGUUGUCGAGGAAGAGACGAGAGUCCUGGAUCUGAGGAUGCUGAGGCGGAACUUCAGGAAGAAGUUUAAGAUUGUUAGAGACUCGUGGGUGACCGACUCCAUCGCAGCAGGGUAUCUGAUGGAUGAUGCUGACUACCUGAUUUGAAGCUUCAGACAAUUUGCAAAGUUUGCAUUUUAGCUGAUAUUUUAACACAAAAUCUUAUCAAGUCAUUUUCAGUCGAGUUUCCUGUGCAAAUAUCUUAAUAUAAGCGAAAACUAACUUUUAGAUAACUUUUAACCAAAUAUAGGAGCUUAUUUUAAGUAAAUAAUUCUCCAGUAUUGAUGAAAAUGUAAAUUAUUUAACUUAUAACAUGGGAAACAUUUCUUGUUGGAGUUAGAUAAUCUGCCAGGGAAACGAGUAUCUUGCUAAAAAGUUGUUUGUAUGUUUUUUUUAUUGUUCCAUUUCAAACUAGACGAAAAUACUCGAUAAGAUUUCCAAUCAGAUUAGAAAUAAAGUUAGAAAUUAAUUAUUAUUAACAUAAUACUAAUUUAUGAUUUAAAAUUGAACAGGAAAUUAUGUUUUUAUCUAGUUUUAAUAAAUUUAGGGAAUACUGAGAGGACAUUUUAUGGGAUUUUAUGCACAAGGAAAAUAAUACACGGGGAAACAUACAUGAUAUGUAUGGAACAAAAUACUGAACUCUAAUCAACAUUUUUGUCUCUAAUGCAGAAAACGGCACCACAACAGCAUGAUGCUGCCACCACCAUGUUGGUCUAAAAGUCUAAAAAUCUGCACUCAAUAUGAACGUUUAUUAUAGAAACAUGCACAUCAAUACUAUAUGUUUGCAUUUUAGCUUUUUAAAUUUAACUAUUAAACUAUUUUAGUUACUGUAUUGCCUUAUGAUUGAUCAGUAAUGAAUUUGAAUCCUAUCCACCUGUCGGGUUGAAUGAGGAUUAAAAUAAUUUGUUUCAAAUUUUUGUUUUA